AUGUUCAGGCCAUAUGAGCGAGAAUCCAGAGAGGUGGACCGCCCACAGAGAAGUAGGAAGCCGCCAGCAUAUCUACGGGACUACGAGGUCAGUUACCCUGAGAGGUACCACGUACCCUAUGAUGACCAGACUAAGCGGCUGUCUUCUCCAGAGAUUAUCAGGUCCAUUCAUAACAUGAGAGAGGAAAAUCAGAAGCUGUCCAGAGAUGUCCAACGCCUUGUAGACAUGAUCCAAAGUGCUCCUGCAGCAUCCUCACACCCCCAGUCACUGCCUGAGCGCCAGAAGGAAACCUCUACACCAGCACCCACCAGUCGGCAGACGGCAGCAAGUGGUUUCUGGGACCCACGUCCGCCUACUCUAAGUGCCCUACCAGGGAUCAAAGAAGUUUCUCCUACUCGACCAGGCAUCGGGAAUGACAUAGUGGAGAACCUCAGAAGACGCUUGCAGGAGUCGGGAUUAAAGGAUGAAGAAGAUGAACAAGAUGAUAAAGUGAUUCAAGCGCAUUCACCCACGCCAGAUCAGUCACGUCGCCAUAGUGACAGAGGCUCCCCAUUACCCAUUAGAGAGAGCUACACGUUCGGUGAUAGCCCCCCUCACCGUAAAACUGAUUGGGCUGAUGUCAAGCCACGGUACAAAGAGGAGGACUACGAUCGCUAUGAUGGCCGCGCCUAUCACCGUGACGACAAGUACCGCACUUCUCCACCUCGCCCAAGUUACCCACAGUACAGUCGUGCGUACAGUUAUCCUGCUCCAUCCUACCGGCCCAGUAGUCCCAGAGCUCGUCCGGACAGCCGCUACUAUGGGUAUGAGAGGGGUUACUCACCAGGUUAUCGAGACCGACCAGAUGACUAUUACAGUUCUGGAUAUGGACGUGAAAGGAGAUCAAGGGAAGGUAGAUACUCACCUGAUCCACCACCUCGAUCACCACACCGAUCAGGGUCCUAUCGCGGACCCAAGCCGACUAUCCCAGACUUUAAGACAGAGGAUCCACGUGAGUUUGCAAGACUGAAACUGGCCCUGGACAACCUACUCUCGUAUGAUGCUUCGGAGCACUUUAAGUUUCAAAUACUCACAGAUCAUCUCAAAUGUGAAGAGGCACUACUUAUCGCUGACUCCUACAGCAACAGUCCGUACCCAUUCACGGAUACCAUGAGAGCACUCAACGAGAUGUAUGGCCAACCUCAGCAGCUAGCUCUGAAGAGGAUUUCCAAUCUGAUGGAUGGGCCCAACAUAAGGACUGGAGACAUUAGAGCAUUCAAGUCAUUUGCUCUUCAAGUUCGUGCACUAGUUGGGAUGCUACACCAGCUAGGAAGGGAAGGUUACGCAGAGCUGAGAUGCGGCUCACAUGUCUCUCGCCUCUUAGCUAAGUUGCCACACGACCUAAGAGCCAACUUCCACCGAUAUGUGAAUCCCAUCAACACUCCUAUUCCCACACUUCUCGACCUGGCUGACUGGCUUGAAUAUGAGGUGAGAAUUCAAGUCAGCGGUGACCAGCACAGCAGUUACUCUCCCAGAGAGAGACAAGCUCCAUCUAAGAAUCGACGUCCCGACUACAAGUCACAGAAGUCCACCACCAUUCUCCUCGGCAGUGAGUCUGUAGAGUCAAAUGAGAAAAUGGCUAGUGCUCCAGUUCCUGCCAAAGAGGGAACAAAUGAAAAGCCCAAGAAAUACUGUCCGUUCUGCGAUUCAGUGCAACACUACAUGAACCAGUGCAGCAACUUCAAACUCAUGUCAAUGGAUCAGAAGACACAGUGGAUUAAAACGCAUAACAGAUGCUGGAGAUGUGGACGUGAGCACCAGGCAGCUAAAUGCAAUCUUAAAGCUAAGUGCAAACAGUGCGAGAGGAAGCACCUGGACGUCCUCCAUGAGGUGAACACCAGCCAAAGCGCCACAGCAACUGCUAACACCAAAGCACCAGAAGCAAGCACCUGCCUUGUGAGCUCAGUGUCAGAGACCCUGUACCUUGAUCGUCCAGCCAGUAGCCGCCAAGUUUUACUCAAGUUGAGCCGAGUCAUCCUCCAUAGCGGCAAUAAGAACCUGUCCUGCUUCGGCUUGAGGACGCCGCUGGAAGUGUGGAUGUGCCGGAAAAGGAUGCAGACGAUGUGGAGGGGUCUUCGAUUGGGAGUACGCAGGAAGAAGAGCUGCAGCGAGAAGCUCCACGCCCACAAAGAAAACGUUGCCACGUUACCCGAGUGA
This is a messenger RNA of Knipowitschia caucasica, 2196 nucleotides long. NCBI's taxonomy places the organism in Eukaryota, Metazoa, Chordata, Actinopteri, Gobiiformes, Gobiidae. The record is from the annotation of a GenBank genome assembly.